AUGAACGAAGUUGAGAAAUUAGAACAUCUUUCCCUUGUUAGUAAAGUAUGUACAGAACUCGAAAAUCAUUUGGGGAUGAAUGAUAAGGACUUGGCGGAAUUCUUAAUUCAUUUAUCAGAAAAACACAAUACUCUGGAGAGUUUUAAGAAAGUUCUGAAGGAAAAUGGAGCUGAAUUUUCUGAUUCAUUCACUGAGAAUUUGUUACGAAUUAUUCAACACAUGCGACCUAAGAAAAAUUCAGUUGAAUUUGAAGCAAACAUCUCUAAAACAAAAGCAGAUGAUUUGGCUGCCAAGUUUCCUGCUCUUGCUAUGGCAAAUAAAUCACAAAAGGCACUAUUAGAUGAGAAUGCUUUUGAUGAAAAUGAAAAGAUUGACACAAAAAAAGUGGCAAAAGAAGACGACGAUAUAAUUGGUGAUAUGAUGGCUCAAUUGGAGGCUGAUGCACCAUCAAAUAUUGUUAAAGAAGAGACACAUAAAACUAAAAGCCGUAGUCGCAGUAAGUCUAGAGAAAGAAAAAGAAAAAGUAAAUCUAGAUCAAGGUCUAGGCAUAGAGAUAGAAAAUACAGGGAUAGAUCAAGAGAAAAAGAAAGAGGCAGGGACAGAAGAAGGUACCGGAGUAGAUCAAAAGAAAGGAGAGACAGGAGUAGGUCUAGAGAUUACAAAGAUAGAAGAAGGGAUAAAGAUAGGGAUAGAGAUCAUAGACGGAGAAGAAGCAGAUCAAGAGAAAGAAAUAGAGAUAGAAUACGACAAAAAAGUGUUGAAAGAAUGCAAAAAAGGGAAAGCCCAGAACUUGAAGAGGAACCAAUUCCUGGAAAGAUCUACAAUGGUAAAGUUGCAAAUAUUGUUCCAUUCGGAUGUUUUGUCCAAUUGGAAGGAUUAAAGCGCAGAUGGGAAGGUCUAGUCCAUAUAUCCCAAUUAAGAGCUGAAGGAAGGGUUACAAAUGUUUCUGAAGUUGUUUCUAGAGGAAGUAAAGUGAAGGUAAAAGUAUUAUCAGUAACUGGACAAAAAGUUUCAUUAUCAAUGAAAGAAGUUUGCCAAAUGACUGGUAGGGAUUUGAAUCCAUCUUCUCAUGCUCCUGCAGAAAGAGAAGAUAAAGAUAGAAAUCCAGACAGACCAAUGUACAACUCAACAUCAGUAUUGAGACUUCCUGUUGGCAUUGAAGAAGAUGACGAAACUUCAAGGAAGAGAGUCACUAGAAUAUCAAGUCCUGAAAGAUGGGAAAUUAAACAGAUGAUUUCUUCUGGUUGCAUUGACAAGAGUGAACUUCCAGAGUUUGAUGAAGAAACAGGUUUACUUCCAAAAGAUGAGGAUGGUGAGGCAGACAUUGAAAUUGAAUUAGUAGAAGAAGAGCCACCUUUCCUUCAUGGCCAUGGGCGUGCCCUACACGAUCUCAGUCCUGUUAGGAUCGUAAAAAAUCCUGAUGGUUCCCUAGCUCAAGCUGCAAUGAUGCAAUCUGCCUUAGCAAAAGAAAGAAGAGAGCAAAAAAUGUUACAAAGAGAACAAGAAAUGGAUUCAUUACCAUCUGGACUAAAUAAAAAUUGGAUUGAUCCUUUACCAGAAGCCGAUAGAACACUUAUGGGAAGUAUGAGAGGAAUAGGGUUGCAAUCUCAAGAUUUACCUGAAUGGAAGAAACACGUUAUUGGUGGUAAAAAGUCCUCUUUUGGAAAAAAAACAAAUCUUACUAUAAUCGAGCAAAGGCAGUCAUUACCUAUUUAUAAAUUAAGAGAUGAACUCAUAAAGGCUGUAAUGGAUAACCAAAUUCUCAUAGUUAUUGGAGAAACUGGAAGUGGUAAGACGACUCAAAUAACGCAAUAUUUAGCCGAGACUGGAUUUACAUCAAGAGGAAAGAUUGGAUGUACCCAGCCUCGACGUGUGGCCGCAAUGUCUGUUGCUAAAAGAGUAGCUGAAGAGUUUGGAUGUCGAUUGGGUCAAGAAGUCGGUUAUACAAUUCGUUUUGAAGAUUGUACUAGUCCUGAAACUGUGAUAAAAUACAUGACGGAUGGUAUGUUACUUCGAGAAUGUUUAAUGGAUCUUGAUCUCAAGAGUUAUUCUGUCAUAAUGUUGGAUGAGGCCCACGAACGAACCAUACACACUGACGUACUUUUUGGGCUUCUUAAACAAGCAGUAACUAAACGUCCUGAGCUUAAAUUAAUUGUUACUUCUGCUACUUUGGAUGCUGUGAAAUUUUCACAAUAUUUCUUUGAAGCCCCGAUCUUUACAAUACCUGGUCGCACAUUUCCUGUUGAAGUGUUAUAUACAAAAGAACCAGAAACAGACUACUUGGAUGCCAGUUUAAUAACCGUCAUGCAGAUUCACUUAAGGGAACCACCAGGUGAUAUUUUACUAUUUCUAACUGGUCAAGAAGAAAUUGACACUGCUUGUGAAAUUCUAUAUGAACGUAUGAAAUCACUUGGGCCGGAUGUUCCUGAAUUGAUUAUUCUUCCUGUUUAUUCGGCUCUUCCUUCUGAGAUGCAAACCAGGAUUUUUGAACCAGCUCCACCAGGCAGUAGAAAGGUCGUUAUUGCUACAAAUAUUGCAGAGACUUCGCUUACUAUUGACGGAAUAUUCUACGUUGUCGAUCCUGGAUUUGUAAAGCAAAAAGUUUAUAAUUCAAAAACUGGAAUGGAUUCUCUGGUUGUAACUCCAAUUUCGCAGGCUCAAGCAAAGCAAAGAGCCGGUAGAGCCGGUAGAACAGGACCUGGAAAGUGUUACAGACUUUAUACUGAAAGGGCUUACAGAGAUGAGAUGCUACCCACCCCUGUUCCGGAAAUACAGAGAACUAAUUUAGCCACUACUGUACUGCAACUUAAAACUAUGGGUAUCAAUGAUCUUCUUCAUUUUGAUUUCAUGGACGCUCCUCCAGUUGAAUCACUCAUUAUGGCUUUAGAACAACUUCAUUCCUUGUCUGCUUUAGACGACGAAGGCUUGUUAACUAGAUUGGGUAGAAGGAUGGCUGAAUUUCCAUUGGAACCAAACCUUUCGAAAAUGCUUAUCAUGUCAGUGGCCCUUCAAUGUUCUGAUGAAAUUCUGACUGUAGUCAGCAUGCUGUCUGUCCAAAAUGUGUUUUAUCGACCUAAGGAUAAACAGGCGUUGGCUGAUCAGAAAAAAGCCAAAUUUAAUCAACCUGAAGGCGAUCAUCUUACCCUCUUAGCUGUUUAUAAUAGUUGGAAAAAUAAUAAAUUUUCUAACGCUUGGUGUUAUGAAAAUUUCGUACAGAUAAGGACUUUAAAAAGGGCACAGGAUGUUCGGAAACAAUUAUUAGGAAUUAUGGACAGACAUAAACUUGAUGUGGUUUCCUGUGAAAAAAACACUGUAAGAGUUCAGAAAGCAGUUUGUUCUGGUUUCUUUAGAAACGCAGCAAAGAAAGAUCCUCAGGAAGGAUACAGGACCCUUGUUGACAGUCAAGUGGUAUACAUUCAUCCAUCGAGUGCUUUGUUUAACAGACAACCUGAAUGGGUUAUUUAUCAUGAACUUGUACAAACCACGAAAGAAUAUAUGAGGGAAGUGACGGCAAUAGAUCCAAAAUGGCUUGUAGAGUUUGCUCCUGCCUUCUUUAAGUUCUCUGACCCAACAAAAUUGAGUAAAUUCAAAAAGAACCAGCGAUUGGAGCCUUUGUACAAUAAAUAUGAAGAACCCAAUGCUUGGAGGAUAUCACGAGUUAGACGACGUCGCAACUAAAGGUAUUUAUUGCAUGUCUUUUGUAUUAUUACAGUUGUUAAAUUCGUUAUAGAAUUUAAAAACGGUAAUAUAUUUUUGUAAAUAAUAUUGUAACAUAUGACGGACGUGAAUAAUAAGUAGUUUUUCUUUUUUUACGAACUCAGUUUAAAUCUGCGCCCACCUUCCCAAAAAUUAUCUGUUAUCUGUUUCUCCAGUUAUUAUCAUGUUUGCAAGUUACUGCUACUGGCUUUUUCACAGAUAGAAGGAAAGUACUGUAAAUGUAUAAUUAAUUUUUUAUUCCUAAUUGAUUGAAUUGUAGUAAAACUGUAUACUAAUUGAAGAUAUAAUUAAGGCAUUUAAAACAAUAAAACAGUCAAAUUGGACUACAA
Molecule: messenger RNA, 4046 nt
Organism: Agrilus planipennis (emerald ash borer)
Lineage: Eukaryota; Metazoa; Arthropoda; Insecta; Coleoptera; Buprestidae
Gene: pea
Product: ATP-dependent RNA helicase DHX8
Exons: 14
Coding region: 1-3678 (1225 amino acids)
Biological process (GO): mRNA splicing, via spliceosome; spliceosomal complex disassembly
Cellular component (GO): intracellular anatomical structure; catalytic step 2 spliceosome
Molecular function (GO): RNA helicase activity; ATP binding; RNA binding
Source: RefSeq, a predicted model, not a curated record